This is a messenger RNA of Monopterus albus (swamp eel), 2983 nucleotides long. RefSeq names its product nucleoporin 107 (gene nup107). Gene Ontology annotation, molecular function: structural constituent of nuclear pore. The record is from RefSeq and is a predicted model, not a curated record. The transcript has 28 exons. The coding region runs from base 150 to 2834 and encodes 894 amino acids. Lineage: Eukaryota; Metazoa; Chordata; Actinopteri; Synbranchiformes; Synbranchidae. Gene Ontology annotation, cellular component: nuclear pore; nuclear pore outer ring. Gene Ontology annotation, biological process: mRNA export from nucleus; protein import into nucleus; post-transcriptional tethering of RNA polymerase II gene DNA at nuclear periphery.
UUAACGCUGGGUUACCACCCAAUAUUGCAGAAGAGGAAAAAGAAGAAGAAGAACAGGAAGACAGGAAGAGAGGAAACUAAAAAAAAAAAAACACACAAGAAGAAGAAUUUUGUUAAACCUCGUGAAGCGGGAAUUGACAGCUCACUACCAUGGACUGGGGCCAGACUGAGCUGCCAUCUCCGGUGGUUCGAGAUGACGAGGUGACGAUAGCUGCCCGCAGGAGGAAGAAGGUGGCCUUCCCAUCACCUGGUGGCGGCAGUCCUGUUUCCAUGGUAACACCAGCUCGCUCCCUGCCGAGGGCCACUCCUGCGUCACUGUUCAGGCAAGGAGUAACUCCCAGGGUUCCGGAUGUUUCCUCAAUUCUGCCUCCAGGAGGCCGAACCCCUCGAUACAUGCACACACCCAGAAAUAUACCCAGCAGUAUGAAUUUGGACGACAGUGACUGGACCAACAGCAUGUAUACCUCCCCUGUUUUGGGACUAGAGAACACCAGCUUCUUCACAGAUGGCAUGACCAAUCUUAGCUCAGCCUUACUGAAGGAAGAUGACCCAGGAGAGGCAGCGGCUGCCAGUCUUUUCCCAGAGUUUCUUGCGUCCUUCCUGAAACAUUCUUCCUCUCCGGUGUUUGACCUGCUGGAGGAUUACCAGACACUCUGCCAGGACAAGGUGGACGUGCUGCAGUCUGUGGUCCUCAGAGCGGGCCAGAACAGUAAAACGGCAGGAGUCCGCUGGCUGCUGCAGCAGGAGAGCUGUACCUGGAGGCUCAUCACCUCACUCUACAGGGAUCGGGUCCAGUUGGCGCUGGAAGAUGACAUCAUGACUGACAUUGUUGUUCCCAGCAAGAGUGAGAAGGACAUAGUGGAGCAGCUUUUUCAGCGGGAUGCUGUUGUACGACAGAGUCAGCUGGUUGUUGAUUGGCUGGAAAGCAUCGCUAAGGAUCAGAUUGGAGAUUUUUCCGAUAAUAUAGAAUACUACGCCAAAAACGUCUGCUGUGUCUUGUGUAUGGGCUUCACUGUUCCUCUGGUCACUGAGCUGGACCCAGACGCACCUCUUCGGCAGCAGCGCCCCCUGGCGGACCUGGACAGAGAAGACGAUGCCCGGCUGCUGAAGAACCUAUUCACCCUGAUCAGAGCAGGGAUGACAGAGGAGGCUCAGAGGCUGUGUAAACGUUGUGGUCAGGCCUGGAGAGCAGCAACUCUGGAAGGCUGGAAACUUUACCAUGAUCCCAACAUGACCUCAGGAAGCAUUAGGUUGCAGCCUGUUGAAGGAAACCCUCAGAGAGGAAUCUGGAAGGCCUGUUGCUGGAGGAUGGCUGAGGAGGAGCAGUUAAACCGAUUUGAGAGAGCCAUCUACGCCAGCCUGAGUGGAAACCUCAAACCGCUCCUGGCAGUGUGUGAAUCAUGGGAGGACUGUGUAUGGGCGUACUUCAGAGUGAUGGUCGACUCGCUGGUUGAAAAGGAGCUGAUGUCAUCGGGUAUGGCCAACCAGGAAGUGGAGGCACUGCCACGAGAAUACCUGGAGGCAAAUUGGACCAUGGAAAAGGUAUUUGAGGAGCUUCAAGCCAUAGAGUCAAAGAGGGUGUUGGUGGAGACAAGAGAGCAUUACCAUGUCAUCCAGAAGUUUGUCAUCCUGGGAGACCUGGAUGGUCUGUUGGAGGAGUUUUCUGAUUGGUUGACAGCCUCUAAGCCCCUCCCCUCUCACCUGCUGCGUUUCAUGGUUCACCUUCUGCUGUUUUUCCGCUCUCUGGGUUUAGCCCUGAAGGAGGAGGCAUGUGUGGAUGUGCUGAAGGCAUACAUCUCCCUUUUGAUUCAAGAUCAGCAGACCAACCUUGUAGCGAGCUAUGUUGGGCAGCUACCGGCUGAGCUUGCCACUGCUCAGUACGCAGCUUUUUUGGAGACCAUCACCCAGCCGGAGCUCCGUCCCCGCUGCCUGCAGCUCGGCACUGAUGCCGGUCUGGAUGUCGCUGCAAUAACCAAGCUGGUGGUGGAGACUGUGAGAGAGAGAGACGACGCUGAGUUUACACAUCACAGCCAGACGCUGGAGACUGGAACUACCAAGGAGGACCAAAGAAAGAUCAAUGUGAUCGAUUGGCUGCUGUUUGACCCCGCCCAUCGAGCUGAAGCCCUAAAGCAGUCCAACGCCAUCAUGAGGAAAUUUUUAGCCCUGCAGAAACAUGAUGCAGCCAAGGCGGUGUUCUCUAAAGUCCCAGAGGAUUCAGUGAAGGAGAUCUGCUACCAGUGGACGGGGCCUGAUCACACCACCUUACCUGCUGAGGACGAGAACGCCAUCAGAGAGCACCUGUGUAUUAGAGCCUACCUGGAAGCUCAUGAGGCCUUCACUGACUGGUUCAGCCACAGUAGUUCUGCCCCCCCGAAGCCUGCACCUGCCCCUGAGGCUAAAUUCACAGAGAGAGUAGCCAAUGAGAUGAGAGAAAAGGAGUACCAGGCUGACCUGUCUGCCUGGUCGUGCUGUCUGGACGUUCUGACUAAAGAUGUAAAGGAAAGAAUCUACAAUGUGCUGCUGUUCGUAGACGGAGGCUGGAUGGUCGACAACAGACAGGAUUCAGAGCAGGAUUCAGAGCGCAGCCACCAGAUGGCAGCGUUGCGCUCUCUGUGUCUGCCUCGCCUCAGCUUCUUACUGCUCAGCGUGCUGCAGAACUCCUCCAGGCACCAGGAGGCGCUGCGACUCGCUGACAUCAUCUCAUCUGACCAGCACCGUCUCUACCGGGUCUUCUCCAAAGAAGAGCUGAGAAGGUUUCUUCAGAAGCUGAGGGAGUCAUCACUCGCUUUGUUGGACCGAGGACUUGACCCACUGGGCUAUGAAUUACAGCCAUGAACACACAAAGAAAAUACACACAGCACCUUCUGAAUUAGUGUGUUUUUUUUUUUUUGGAUUGUGUUAAUCUUUUUGUAAAAUAAAAGCCUGUGUUUUCUGCAGCAGCUUACUGUAGGCUUUAUUUCAUCCUAAUAAAACUGUAAAGCUUU